Molecule: messenger RNA, 511 nt
Organism: Lates calcarifer (barramundi perch)
Lineage: Eukaryota; Metazoa; Chordata; Actinopteri; Centropomidae
Exons: 4
Coding region: 161-511 (116 amino acids)
Source: RefSeq, a predicted model, not a curated record
GUCUAGCAGCAGGGGUGCAGAGGUAUAAAUGCACCCUGGAUAUAGAUGGGACAGACAAAAUAACACUGAAUCACAUCCUGUCAACAGCUUUUCUCAAUUUGUUUUUUAAGCUUUUGAAGCUUGAUUGAAGAGAUUUAGAACCAAAGCAUUUGGUCAAGAAAUGGAUAACUGGAAGAUCCAGCUUGUUGUUGUGACUUUUUGUGCUUUGUUACAAAUCUAUCAGGGACUGUCUUCUAGUGUGGAAGAGGAAGGAGGAUUAUCUAGAGUCUGGCAGGAUGAGUCACUGGAGACAGACCUGGCCCACCCGAUAGCCACUCUGAUGAAGAGAUCUAAAGCCCUUCGCUUCUACGGACUCAUGGGGAAACGCUCAGGUACUAAGAAACCCUUUAAAGUAGAUAGACGAAAUAAAGGCGAGACAUUUGUGGGCCUGAUGGGAAGAAGCAUUUCCAGUGGUGGUGAGCACAAACACCAAGAAACAAAAUCUUUAAUUUCUUUCAAAAUAUCAAUGUAG